UCUGGCCCUCCACCACACCUGCUCUACCACCAUGGCACCCCUCAAGGUAAUCGCCGCCCUCAUUGUUGUGGCCGCCUACACCACGGCCGCCCCUUCUGACUUCUACCGCCCCGUCUACACCACACCACCGUACCACCCACCCCCAGUAUACACGCCCGCCCCGUACCAUCCAGCCCCAGUACGGUACCACACCCCAGCACCCUACCACCCUGAGCCCGAGUACAAGCCCAAGCCCGUGUACAAACCCAAGCCUGUGUACAAGCCUGAACCUGUGUACAAGCCUGAACCUGUAUACAAGCCUGAACCAGUCUACGAUGAGGCGCCCAAACCCUACGCCUUCGACUACGGCGUGAGGGAUGACUACAGUGGCACUAACUUCGGCCACUCUGAGAACUCUGACGGGAAGGCAGUGACGGGGUCCUACACGGUGGCUCUCCCCGACGGUCGCAUCCAGACGGUCAACUACGUCGCCGACGAAUACAACGGCUUCCAGGCGGAGGUCACCUACGACGCCCUACCCCAGUACAAGCCUUCCUACAACCCACAGCCAACGUACAAGCCCACCCCGAAGCCUUACCACCCACCCCAACCCUCUUACCAUCCCGAGCCUGUGUAUAAGCCUGCCCCUACCACCCCCCACCUACCACCCAACACCCUCCACCCCCGUCUACCAUUAAGUCCAGUAGGCAAUGUUAACCCGCAGUAUUCUCAUUAUCUCACCUCUUCAAGCUAGUGUUAGGCAGGUGUUAUACAGGUGUUAACUGCGUCACAACAAGUGCCACCAACACCUGUAUAACACAUUAAGCGCAGUCUAAAUAUUUUUUUGAGCCACUCUCAUUUCACAGAGUUACCUAGACAGUAU
Messenger RNA from Homarus americanus (American lobster), 862 nucleotides. Its product is annotated as adhesive plaque matrix protein-like. Gene Ontology annotation, cellular component: extracellular matrix. NCBI's taxonomy places the organism in Eukaryota, Metazoa, Arthropoda, Malacostraca, Decapoda, Nephropidae. The record is from RefSeq and is a predicted model, not a curated record.